Molecule: messenger RNA, 2312 nt
Organism: Passer domesticus (house sparrow)
Lineage: Eukaryota; Metazoa; Chordata; Aves; Passeriformes; Passeridae
Gene: GRB2
Product: growth factor receptor bound protein 2
Exons: 6
Coding region: 296-949 (217 amino acids)
Biological process (GO): signal transduction; regulation of MAPK cascade
Cellular component (GO): COP9 signalosome; nucleoplasm; plasma membrane
Molecular function (GO): phosphotyrosine residue binding; epidermal growth factor receptor binding
Source: RefSeq, a predicted model, not a curated record
GCGGCUCUCGCGAGAGUUGCAGCGGGAGCGGCGGCGCGGCGGGCGGGGGGCCGGGCCGGGGCCGGAGCGGCGGCUGAGGCGGCGCUGGAGCGGCGGCCGGGCCGGGCCGCGCGGGGCCGGGCAGGCGGCGGGAGCGCCCAGCGCUGCGCGGGCGGAUCGUCCCCCGGCCUCGCUGUAUGUGAGAGACGGGGCCGGCGCCUCGCACGGAGCCGGGAGCCGCCGCCGCGGGAGGAGCGGAGGCUUCGGGGAGCGCUUCCUGCCCAGCGCCCGCACCGCCGGGCGCGGCAGCCCCAGCAUGGAAGCCAUCGCCAAGUACGACUUCAAAGCCACCGCGGAUGACGAGCUGAGCUUCAAACGGGGCGAUAUCCUUAAGGUUUUGAAUGAAGAAUGCGAUCAGAACUGGUACAAGGCAGAGCUCAAUGGAAAAGAUGGCUUCAUUCCCAAGAACUACAUAGAAAUGAAACCCCACCCGUGGUUUUUUGGAAAGAUUCCCCGAGCGAAGGCUGAAGAAAUGUUGGGCAAACAGAGACACGAUGGUGCCUUCCUCAUCAGGGAGAGUGAGAGUGCUCCUGGGGACUUCUCCCUCUCAGUCAAGUUUGGAAAUGAUGUGCAGCACUUCAAGGUGCUUAGAGAUGGGGCUGGCAAGUAUUUCCUUUGGGUGGUGAAGUUCAAUUCUUUGAACGAGCUGGUAGAUUAUCACAGAUCCACAUCUGUCUCCAGGAACCAGCAAAUAUUUCUCCGGGACAUUGAGCAGGUGCCACAGCAACCAACAUACGUUCAGGCCCUGUUUGAUUUUGAUCCCCAAGAGGAAGGAGAGCUGGGCUUCCAUCGCGGAGACUUUAUCCAAGUCCUUGACAAUUCUGACCCCAACUGGUGGAAGGGAGCGUGCCGCGGACAGACGGGCAUGUUCCCCCGCAACUACGUGACCCCAGUGAACCGGAACAUCUAGAGAGAAAUAUUAGAGAUUAUUUAAGGAAACCAGAGAAACAGUAAAUACACAUACAGAGCCUAACUGCAGCCAGUGACCUAAAAAUCACACGGCGGUAAAACCAGAGUCACCGUGAGGUGAUCCUCCUUCCCUCAGCACGGAACUUCAGGGGCGGGGGGAAGAGUUCAACUUACACACCAAAACUUAUCUUAAAGGAAAAAAAAAAAAGGAAAAUAUAAAAAGGAGAGAGAGAGAGAGAGAAAAAAAAUGAAAAUAACAAAUUUCCUCAGCUGCUCCUGGGUUAUCCCCUUUUAUUCACUCUCGUUGCGAAUGAGUGUUUUAAGGUCACUUAAGGUCUCACCACCACAAUUCUUCUUGUUUCCCCCUCCUCCUCUGUCCAUCAGUGCAUGAAGUUUUGAUGCCAUAUAAAGUCCUAGCCAAUGCAGUUAAAGGAAAAGGGAGAAACUCUGCUGGUAUUUUCUCUCUCUGCAAACGGUCUUCAUUUGACAUGAAGGGACAUGAGAGAAGAACCAAAUCCACAGUCCUGCCUUUAAAAAAAAACAAAAAUCAUCAGUUUCUGCUUUUGCCUUCAACAUUCAGCAUUUCUUGCCUGGGAAAGAUGAGGUGUUAAUCUAAUUUUUAUUGUCUCUUCUCCUUUGGCACUUUCUUCUGAAGCUCAGCAGCUUCCAAACAGAGGAAGGGAGAAGAGUUGUGUGGCUUUUUGUUCUAUUUUUUACUUUUGAGUCACAGAGCUGCUUUGAGAAACUCCAACGUACAACUGAAGUCUAUUAAUGCUGUGCUGACAGCUUUUUUGUUUUUUCUUAAAGGUGUACGGUUGAGCACAUUCUGUAAUUUUUUCCAUAGUGCCUUCCCCUUAUUUUCUUUUUUAUUAUUUUUUAAGUUAAAAGGACAGUCCAGAGCUUUUCAGAGGAUUUUUUUUUUCUGCCUAUGUGUAAAUAAAUACUUUGGGGGAAGGGGGCAAAGGAGGGUGGUUUUGUCAAUGGACACUUGAGAAAAAAUCUACAAAAAGAGAUGGAGCUUUAAUCUUCAGAUUUGUCUUACUGUUCAACUUCCCUUAUUCCAAGGAAAAUAAAAUCAUGGCAUUCAAGUGGCAACUUAGGCUGCUCAGAGGUGGAGAGCUGCAACCAGGAGCCUCAAAAGAAGUAAGAGAAAGGGGAAAGUUAUGAUGAGGGAAAAUGAGGAAGAAUAUUUUGGGGAGGGAGGGUUAAGGGGGGGAAUUUGAGAAAUAAUAGCCCUGAGAUGUCCUACAAAAUGUACAUUCCUUUGGUGGAAAACUUCAUAAUGCAGAGAAACCUCAAAAAAUAGUGCUUGAAAAAAAAACUUUACGCUCUUAGUGAAUGUUUCUACGUGGUGCAUGUGAUCA